GUGAACACUUACACAUGAGUAAAUUUACACCAGGGGGUCUUCUCACUGAGUCAGUGGAAAUACUCUUGUGCUUUGCAGGCUCUAAAUACCAAAUUUUGGAGUUGCAUUUCAUUCUACCACAACAACAAACACUACUGAAUGAAUAAUAGGGAACAAAACCCCUGAACUGUUAAGCCUAACAAAUGCCUGAACAUUAAUGCAUCCGUAAUUUUAGGUCAUAAAAUUCAGUUGAGUGUAAGUGGAAAUGUAAAUUCGGGGUGCUCUUAUUCUUCUCCAGGGUAACGGGACUAAAUAUGGACAAAUUUCCAUGGCAAUUAUCAUGACAAGAUGCAGCACUUCAAUUAGGAGAAGCAUGUUCUGUGCUACUGUACAAGGAACCCCUAAAGACAAGUUGUGCAUGUGGCAGCUUUCAUGGUAGAAAUAAUUUGUACUGGGGGGGAAGGGAACCAUACCUAUGAAUUCAAUACCUUCUAGAAAGGAAAAUCUUUUUAAGAAGGAAGUUAAAAUUUCUCAGUGCUCAUAUGGGGAAAAGAUCUCUGCACUUUUUACUGACAUUUGCUUGGUUAAGAUAAAGGAUUAGCCUGUCAGAGUGAAUUUAAAGUUGCUUUGAUUUUUUUUUUUUUUUUUGGGUAUCCUAUUAAUAAGAUGUCUGGUUCAUAUUACUGUCAUUAUCUAGUUCUGGAGCCAGACAAGUGUUGGGGUUUUCCUAGUAGGAAGAAAAGCAUUCUUAUCAAAUAAACAAUAUGAUCAAACUACAGACUUGUGUUGCCGAGCUACUAAUUGCUCUUUGUUAUGCUGUUAACAGCAGUUUUUGAACGUGUUAUUUAGUGAAUGCAUGAGUAGAUUGUCUGACUUAUUCUAGCAAGAUCUUCAAAGACUGAAAAGGAUGAUUAUUUUAGGCUGAGUGAGGACCCUUCACUCAUUGUGAAGCUUCUUAACCCCACAGUGGUACAUUUCCUAAUAGUUUAUUUUUAAGAAAGCUUGCUUUUGUGCUUUUUAUUGAGUUUAAACAGUGCAGUGGCUGUUGACUGUGCCGUGGACUGUCAUGGCAUGAAGCUUUGUUUAAAAAUGUAAAAUAUAGUGCCUGAGUUCUCAUUUAAACUGUAUACUGGAGGCUUUUUCUUUUGACUGCAGUUGUUCUUCAGUCCUGUAAAUUAUCUGUGUUUAUUGCAAAGUACAAGUACUCCAGAACUCUUCAUAUAGCACUCAUAGCUGUAUGUAUACAUAGUAUAUAUGUAUAUAUACUGUAUAGUAUAAUGGAGCAGUUACCCUGAAGUGUGGAAACAUUUAAGUGUGUGUGUGUGUGGCUCUUUAAAGGCAACUGCAAAUAUUAGCUUAAGAAAGAGAUUUAUGCACUGCUUAAAAUAUGUUUCUGUUUUGUAGGCCAAACUAUGUUGAUGCAGACCCUUUUGGCAGCCUGGAGACACGCCGGAUCCUGGUGACAGCAAUGUAAACUUGAAUUCAGCAGAAUCUCAGAAGUCCUGUAAAAUGGAGGAACUGUAUAAGGACACACAAAACCUGCCCAUGGAUGUUACCAGCAAUCCUUCCACAAUAGCCAACAAUAAACUAGAAAAUGGAGUCGCUCAGCUGAUAACAGCUGAAGCCUGGAACAUCAACUCAACAGACCUGAUGAAGAAAGCACUUUCUCCACUAGUGACUGUCCCAGCCCCUUCCAUCCUCACCCCACCCGCUGAGUCCCAAAGUGGGGUCGCUCUUAAAGUAGCAGCCACAGUGCUCCAGCCAAUUUGUUUAGGGGACAGCCCUGUGGUUCUGCCAAUACACUUGCAAGUAGCAGGGAGUACCACCCCUCAGAUUACUCCCAGCAACAAUACUCCCUACGUUAUGACAACUCAAGGUCCGGUUCCACUACCUGUCCUCUUAGAGCAACAUGUGUUUCAGCAUUUAAAUUCUCCAUUGGUAUUACCUCAGGGUGCUCCCUGUGCUACAAAUCCCAUUCACAACAAUAUUUUCCAGGGUUCUUCCACCCCUGUCACACAACCCCAGCUACUGGAUCAGAAACCAUCUAGCCAGGCCCAGGAGCCUGUCCUACCCCCAGUGUUUCAGACACCGGGAUUUGCAGCAGUCCUUCAGGAUUUGUUUCCUUCCCAGGGCACCUUAGGCUCUACUCCCUGUCAGCCACCUCCCGAUUACUCUUCUCUCCCACCCCAGGCUUUUGGUUCCCCUCUAUCUCCAUUAGUACCGCCCGCCACCCUUCUGGUACCAUACCCUGUGAUUGUUCCUCUGCCUGUCCCAGUCCCCAUUCCUAUCCCUGUCCCUAUUCCCGUGCCUCACAGUCCUGAAUCCAAGGUCAAUCCAGACUACCCCAAGACGCCGUUGUUCACUCCACAUUCCUGCAAAGGCACCCAAACCCCUCUGGAGAAGGAGGAGUCAAAACCCUUUGACUUCAUCCCCACAAGGGAAUUUUCCCAACUUAAUCGCCACACUGUCAUCAAGAUGAGCAAUGAAAAUGAAGCCCUGGACCUCUCCAUGAAAACGAUGCCCUUGCUAAAGGCUAGUGAAGCCAGUCCUCAGGUCUCACUUGAAGAUGGAGCUUUAGACUUGUCAAUUGCUUCCUGUAGGAAGACGGGCAGUAUGGGGGUCCAGGCUGAAGCAGCUAGUGCCCUUUCCUCUGGCUCCAUAAUGGACAGUGCUGUUCAUGCCAUGGUAGAUAAACUCUCUGGUGUUGCAGCUCCUUUUAUCCCUUCAAAACCACAUGAAACCUCAGCCAAGGUUGACAGCAGAAUCAUCAGUAGCAACUCAUCCGACCUCCUGAGACAACAGCAAAAGUGGCUGGUGGAUCAGACUAGCAGAACAUCCUGUGAGCCUAAGGCUGGGAAUAAUAUUGAGAUCGUGAGCACUUCACAGACAGCCAAAGUGAUAGUCUCUGUCAAAGAUGCUGUGCCCACUAUUUUCUGUGGCAAGAUAAAAGGCCUCUCGGGAGUAUCCACCAAAAACUUUUCCUUUAAAAGGGACAUGCCACAGGACUCUGUGCUGCAGUGUUAUGAUGUGAAGAAUCAGCCAGAGUCCAGGGAUAAUGCAGAAGCUCUUAGAAAACCUGUCAAAAACAGGAGUGUAAAGUUAAAGAAAAUGAACUCACCGGAAAUACAUAUUCUUCCAAUCAAGAAGCAACGGCUCGCUGCCUUUUUUCCAAGAAAGUAAAUUAUGAGUUUUUAGAAUUUUAAGAUAUAAUAAUAAUUAUUAUUAUGAUGAAAUAAAAUAAAAUAACAUGCACUUGGGUUUAAAAUGCAUUUAAAACUUUUAAACUAUCUUUGUAAGUUAUUUUUUGGGGGAAUGGAAGAAGUUCAUAUGUAGAUUCCCUAUAAGCUGGGGCUGUCUUCUUUUUUUGUUUUGGUUGGGGUUUUUUUUGGUUUGGUCUUUCUGGUUAUUGAUUUUUAAAUUUUUUUUUUUUUUACUUUUCAUGAAAAAGUAAAUAAAAAGCAACUUAUUUUUCAAGCGGAUUGCACAUUUUGCAGCUUUAAUGGAAAAAUGGAUGAGUCAGAGGGGUGAGAGCUGUUUUCACUGCCAUAAAGUGCUUUGAUGAUGUAAUUCUUAAUAAUGGGUAGAAUGGACAUUUCAAAAUAAAUGUUUGUAUGUGCUAAUUGGUUGCGGUAUUUUGUCAUUUAUAAAUUGCUUUCAUUCUAUGGAAAGGUUUGGCAAAAGUCUGUAAACUGUAAAGCACUACAAGUUUAUCUGUGUUAUAGCCCUAUAAUGUUAACAUCACCAGGCUCAGAAAAAUUAUAUUGCUCAACAGCACCAUCAGAGAGAACCUCUGAACAGCCAGUAAUGAUACGUUUUGAUUUGUCUUCAAUAAAAGUGAAAGAAAAAGAUUCAUGUUAUACAUAACAAAUGCACAGGAAAUGCUAGCUUGAUUAGUAGAAACAAAUAUAGAUCAGUUUGUAAUUGCUAAACAUAAAUGCUGAUUUAAAAGGGAAAAACAGAACAAAACUUAAAGGCGGGGGAAUUUGACAGCGGGUGAGGAAAAAACUCAUAAUUUUUCCCAGCCUGAAUAUAGAUAUAUGGAACAGUUGUUCAUUGUUAGUUUUACCAUUUCUUGAUGGCUGAAACCAAUGCACAUGAAAGAGUAGAACAAUGUAACUUUAUUACGUAACAGUGUAAAAGCCACCCACAUGAAUGGCGAAAUGUGAAUGUAAAAUUCAAAUAAAAAUUCUGCUAGGU
Messenger RNA from Gavialis gangeticus (Gharial), 4176 nucleotides. RefSeq names its product retinoic acid induced 2 (gene RAI2). Gene Ontology annotation, cellular component: nucleus. The record is from RefSeq and is a predicted model, not a curated record. Gene Ontology annotation, biological process: animal organ development. The transcript has a single exon. NCBI's taxonomy places the organism in Eukaryota, Metazoa, Chordata, Crocodylia, Gavialidae. Bases 1489 to 3159 code for a protein of 556 amino acids.